Messenger RNA from Suncus etruscus (white-toothed pygmy shrew), 1515 nucleotides. RefSeq names its product matrix metallopeptidase 27 (gene MMP27). Gene Ontology annotation, biological process: collagen catabolic process; proteolysis; extracellular matrix organization. Gene Ontology annotation, cellular component: extracellular matrix. Bases 1 to 1515 code for a protein of 504 amino acids. The record is from RefSeq and is a predicted model, not a curated record. Gene Ontology annotation, molecular function: zinc ion binding; metalloendopeptidase activity. NCBI's taxonomy places the organism in Eukaryota, Metazoa, Chordata, Mammalia, Eulipotyphla, Soricidae. The transcript has 10 exons.
AUGGAGAGCUUCUUUCUCCUACCUUUGCUGUUUAUACCAUUUUCUUCUGCAUUUCCUACAGACCAAAAGGUGGAAAAUGAGGAGAGCAUGAAAUUCGCUCAGGCAUAUCUGAACCAGUUCUAUUCUCUGGAACUACAAGGGAGUCACCUUGCUCAAAGUGAGAACACUCUCACAGAUGGCAGAAUUCAAGAAAUGCAAGCAUUCUUUGGACUGCCAGUGACCGGAGAACUGGACUCAAGCACCCUUGAGGUCAUGAAGACCCCCAGAUGUGGGGUGCCUGAUGUGGGUCAGUUUGGCUACACUCUCCCAGGGUGGAGCAAAUACAAUCUCACCUACAGAAUAGUCAACUAUACUCCGGAUAUGGCACGAGCGGACGUGGAUGAGGCCAUCCAAAAAGGGUUGGAGGUGUGGAGCAAAGUCACUCCGCUAACGUUUACCAGGAUUUCCAAGGGGAUCGCAGACAUCAUGAUUGCCUUCCGGACACGAGUUCAUGGCUGGUGUCCUCGAUUCUUUGAUGGCCCCUUGGGAGUCCUCGGUCAUGCCUUUCCCCCUGGCCUGGGUCUCGGUGGAGACACUCACUUUGAUGAGGAUGAAAAUUGGACCAAGGAUACAACGGGAUUCAACUUAUUUCUUGUGGCUGCUCAUGAAUUUGGUCACUCGUUAGGACUCUCACACUCCAAUGAUCAAACAUCGCUGAUGUUCCCAAAUUAUGUCUCUCUGGACCCUAGCAAAUACCCACUCUCUCAAGAUGAUAUCAAUGGAAUCCAGUCUAUCUAUGGUCUACCUAAGUCACCUGCCAAGCCAAGGAGACCUCAAGUACCCCAGGUCUGUGACCCUAACAUGGUCUUUGAUGCUGUCACGACUUUUCGCAGAGAGUUCAUGUUCUUUAAAGGCAGACAUCUCUGGAGGAUGUACCGUGAUAUCACCGAUGUUGAAUUUGAAUUAAUCUCUUCACUCUGGCCAUCACUGCCAAAUGACAUUCAAGCUGCAUAUGAGAACCCCAAAGAUAGCAUCCUGGUUUUUAAAGAUGCUGCUUUCUGGAUGAUCAGAGGCUAUGCUGUUUUGCCAGAUUAUCCCAGAUCCAUUCGUACACUCGGCUUCCCAAAAUAUGUGAAAAAAGUGGAUGCAGCUCUCUGUGAUCAUGACACUAAAAAAACCUACUUCUUCGUAGGCAUUUGGUGCUGGAGGUAUGAUGAAGUGACCCAAACAAUGGACAAAGGAUACCCACAGAGAGUGAUCAAACACUUUCCAGGGAUUGGUCUCCGAGUUGAUGCUGCUUUUUUCCAUAAAGGAUUCUUUUAUUUCUUCUAUCGAUCAAAACAAUUUGAAUAUGAUCCUAAAGCAAAGAAUGUUACCCGAGUAAUGAAAACCAAUUCAUGGUUUCAGUGUAAAGAACCAUUUUAUAUCAAGGAACACAUACGUUCAGGAGGUAUACAGGUGUCUUACUAUAAGAAAUUCAACUUGCUUGUUUUUAGUAUUGUAUAUGUGCUAAAAGAAAUCUACAGUAAUCAAUAA